GCGCACUUUGCGCACGUUAACAUUGCAAUAUUUGCACUGAUGUGGACUAUUGUGUUAGCUUUUUUAGCAAAUUAGGUUGGAAGUACAAAACCGCAUAUAUCUUACCAAUUGGCCGACAGAGGGAAUAUUUUCCUAUCUUUCGGCAUCCUGAAUUCUGAGUGAUUAAAAAAAACAUUAGUAAACAAAAUGUUUCCACCUCGAGGUUUAAAAUCUUUAGCUGUGUACCAACGCCAUCUAUCGUUCAAGAUAAAAACCAUAGAAGGAAAGUUAUAAAGCUGGUAUGGGGCGUAAGAUGGCGCUUGUUCUUAUUCUGAUGAUAGCGAUUACUGCAACAAAUGCGAACACAAACGGAGAGAUGGCGCUAGCUAACGUGACACGAAUGGCAUCGGGUGAUAUAUUUUCGUUAGUUGGCACGGACUGUGGUCUAACCCGUUGUAUGGAGGUGUCACAUGGUACAGCACUAGCGGCACUUGGAGGCAGCGAUUGUAUGUGUCAAUGUCGAAAAGACACGCCCGCCUUCAGAGAAGAUCGACGGAUAUGUGUCAAUCACAUAGAUGAAUGUCCUAUGGCAAGCUUCGGUCGGGGUUCGACAAAGCCCCUAAUACCAUUUGUCUUCCUGCCGUUGAAGGGACAAAUCAUAUAUCCCUCGAAAGAGAUAAUUUUUACAGACGUAGAAGAUUCAGUGUGUGCAGUGACAAGUGCUCAGUACCUUUCAUCGUCUGGUUGGGUUACUCUUCGAGAUUUGGUGGAUAACGACGUUCCUUUCGGCCUUUAUAGGGAUGAGGGCAGCACAUACUUACAGUGGAAAGGGUCAUCAGCGUUACAUGCAAGACUGGAGGGCAGAUUGGUGGCAGCUCAUGUUCUGUGUUCAGCUCCGCCCCCCGCGAGACUUGCUACGUCAUGCGCUGCGUUUCGAGUCGCCGGCGCAACGCACAAUGCUCUACUUGAUGUUAGAUCAAUACCAUUCCACGCUGGAGAAACUGUAACCGUUGAGCCGACCACACAAAGCCACGGCUUGAGCGUCCUAGAAUCUCUUGCUAUUGGAGUGUGUGUACUAAUGCUGGUCUUCAUUUACGCUGCUGGUAUAAUAUUCUAUAUACAUUAUAAGCAGAAACAGAGGAGGAAGACUAAGGAUCCAGAACUGAACAUUAACAAUACUAUCAGUGAAAAUGGUUCAACUAUAGAUUCGAGAAUAAAUAUGGGUAGUAUGAGACUGAAAACCAAUCCUUUGCUAGAUACUAUGAGAGGAGAUUAUAUAAAUGAAGCAGGUUUGUCUGAUGUCAGUGAACAGACAGAGGACACUAUUGAUUCUUCUCCUUCUAAUUAUCAUAAAUUCCAGGAAAGAAAUUCUAGUGUAGUAUCAGCAGUCGUGCAUACGAAAAGAAAGAAGCCGACGAGACCAAACAUAAGAGCUACAUCUACACCUGAGAGAUUAAAUGAAAGAUUUCAAAGAAGGUCUGCAUCGCCAGAAAUGGAAAAGGCUCCACAUUCAGAUGUUUCAAUUUUACAUUGCAAUAUAGAAAAUAACGUCAUUGAGAAUAUUCCACAAGUAACGAACGAAGAGCCAGUUAUUAGAAGAAAGUUAUAUUUUAAUCCUGUGUUUUUCGAAACCGAACACUUAAAGAACCCACCUCCAGCAGCGGUCGAUUUUCUAAAUAAACUUCGUGAAGUUAUGUCAAUUGCGAAAGAAAAAAUGACGUCAAAACGAUUCAUCCCUAAUCUAUCAGAUAUUGCUGAAGAGGAAUCGUAUCAUACUAUAGAUCUUGGGUGGGAUAUUCCAUGUGCACGACGUGGUAGAAGGUUUAGCGCGAUCAGUCUUAAAAGAGAAAAUAGUAGGAGACAAAUCCACUGCGGUGGAUGUCCAGGUUGUGAUAGUAGUAGGGGACAAAAUUCAGGUCUGAUAAGGUCUAAUUCUUGCAAAACAUGUGUAAGUGACGAUUAUAAGCAAAAAAUUGUACAAAGGUGGCUAGAAGAUGUUCCUUUACCAACACAUGUGACUAAGUCGACUAAAGUAGCUAAAGUAAGUGGAACACCCAGGAUUAUUGAGCCAAAAGAAAAAGAUGAAAUGCGUAUUAAUCCAGCAGAACCACUACGUAAUGAAGAAUGUGAAACUUUAAUAAUUUCCGAAUCUAUAUUAAAGGAAAUAAUUAAUGAUUCACGCGCGAACAACACAAGUAGUGAAAAUACGUUAUCAAAGACAGAAAGUGGAAUUGACAUGAAUGAAAAUAAUCCGAACUUCACGCAACAUGAGAAACGAACAGAUUUAAAUCAUGCAACUCGACGAGUUCGAAAGAAAUUGCCACCUCCACCUCCACCACCAACAGCACUGCCAAACGUUGACGAUGAACCAGAACCAGUCUUACCGGAAGUAAAGGAAAAGAUGGGGGCAGUAAUUCGAGAGUUAAAUAAGUGCCAAAGAGUUGCACCGGACACUCUAAACGAUAAGAUUGUUUUACCCGAACAAGCUACUCCGAAAAUAAUAAUACCAGUUACUGCGGCUGAAUAUGACACGACACCAAACAUACACAAAAAAGAGUUCUUUAUGUCAAGAGAUGUUGAUAUAGACUAUGACAGCUUAGAACGAGGUAAUAAACACAGAAGAUUUUCACUUGAGUUUGGCUCGGAUUUAUCUCAACCGGAUGAUAUUCCGUAUCAACAGAAUUUACAAAAAUCGCGUGAGAGACUCUCGCGUAGUUGGCGCGAUUUAAAAAAUGCAAUUGAUAGUAAUUUCUCUUCACUGCAGCCGGUGCCUCUAGAUACUGAUACUAAAAAAGCGCCGCAUACUAAAGAUAUAUUUGUACAUAGUUUUGAACCUAUUUACAAUAACAUUGAAAAUCUAGGACCCUUAACCAUUGAAGUUCGGGGGUCCCCCAUAGAAGAACGAAAACCUGAAAAAGAAGACUUUGAUCCUGAUACGCUGGAUCGUAAGCCAAAGAAACUUAUAGAGACACAUGAAAACAAGAAGUGCGUUGAAAAAAUUUUGUUAAAGUCAGGAGGAAGUUUUAAAAAUAAACUCAAUUUACCCCAGGCACAUAAAGAAAAGACUCCGCCCGAAGCGGCAUUUACAAGAAAGAUUGGUAGCUUACGCCAAAUUUAUGAGGCAAAAAAUAGAGCUUCUGAUGGUGAAGUAGGAUUUUACGAAAGACGAGGAAGCAUUCCACAUGAUCCAAAAGAGUUGUCAGAAUAUGUCAAAAAGCUAGAUUUACUGCGAUCUACCGACCAAAGUGAUCAGAGGCAAAUUUUACGAAACAAACACAAAUUAGAUUUGCUUUCAAAAAAUUCUUUAAUACAUGACAGUCCCCAUAGUGAUCGCUACCAAUCAUCUGAAGAAAGAGAUAAAUUUCCAUCUAGAAUUGAGAACUUUCAGACUCGAAAAUCAGGUCGGCGUUCAGUAAGAACACGAACGCGUAGACUAGAUCUAAAAAAACCUAAAACAGAAGAUUCAGGUUAUUUGAGCACUGACUCUAACGAAUCCAAGCGUCGUACAAGAUAUCUAAUGCAACUAAAGCCAAACCAGCAAUCGCCAGACAUUAUUGCAAAACCUAUUCCAGCAUUGGGCCAGGGCCUUCAGAUUGAAUCAGAUACAGAUGAGUUAGAGUCUUUUGGUGACGGUCGGAGUGAGUCAGGAGGAGAAAGCGAAGAAACUGAUUCAGUAUUCUUUGGAAACUUAAAUGACUCUAAAAGAAUGUAUGAAGAAUUAAGGUUGGAAGAAGAAAAUAGAGAGAAGUUAACUCGAAGUCAAGAACAAAUUGAUUCAGGCUUCGCAGGUGAAACGAACAUUAUAUUAAGUGGUGAUAGUGACUCUGAACAUAAAAGUGUUAUUUCUAUUGUGACUGGUAGAGACGGCAGAACUUCAGUCACUUCUAAUAACUCAAAAUUGGAUGAUUCGCCAUACGUUCAAUCUGUAGAAUGCUCAUAAUUAGUUAUUAGAUCGUUUAAGUAAUGUAUUUGAGUGAAAACUUCUUUAGCAGCGUUGUACACUUUUUUGGAAUGGGUAAAAAAUGUUAAACUCGCGUCAGGACACGUCCUGAUCGAAAAUUCGUAAGACGGAU
Pieris napi is the source of this 4052-nucleotide messenger RNA. RefSeq lists its product as uncharacterized. Gene Ontology annotation, biological process: imaginal disc-derived wing hair organization. The record is from RefSeq and is a predicted model, not a curated record. Gene Ontology annotation, cellular component: cell cortex. NCBI's taxonomy places the organism in Eukaryota, Metazoa, Arthropoda, Insecta, Lepidoptera, Pieridae. The coding region runs from base 281 to 3919 and encodes 1212 amino acids. The transcript is spliced from 10 exons.